Messenger RNA from Danaus chrysippus (African queen), 723 nucleotides. NCBI's taxonomy places the organism in Eukaryota, Metazoa, Arthropoda, Insecta, Lepidoptera, Nymphalidae. The record is from the annotation of a GenBank genome assembly.
AUGGCUUACUACCCCCACAGAACCGCCGGUCCCACACAACCUCCACCGCUGACAGAUAAACUGCGCCUAUACCAUGUUGACAUGAACCCGUAUGGUCAUAGAGUGCUGCUGAUUUUGGAGGCGAAGAGAGCCAAGUAUGAGGUCUACCGACUGGACCCCCUGAAUUUACCGCAGUGGUUCAAAACUAAGAAUCCUAGACUGAAAAUACCAGUACUGGAAAUACCCACGGAUCAAGGAGACAAAUACUUGUUCGAGAGCGUCGUCAUUUGUGACUAUCUGGAUGAGAAGUAUGCACGGAACCCGCUACAUUCUAGGGAUCCGUACGUCAAGGCCCAAGACAGAUUGCUCAUUGAGAGGUUCAAUGAAUUAAUAAAAGGCAGCCUAGAAUGUUUCGACACAAACUUCGCGUACGGCGGCGAGCAGAUAUUUCAAACAUUGGACAUAUUUGAAAAGGAAUUAGCUUCUAGAGGUACGAAUUAUUUUGGGGGUCAUUCACCCGGUAUGUUGGACUAUAUGAUUUGGCCGUGGGUGGAAAGGCUGUACCUUUUAAGAUGUGUCAACGAGAGGAAAUUUGACGAGAAACGAACGCUUUUCCCCAAUUUCGCGGACUGGGGUGAUCAAAUGCAGUUGGAUGAAGUGGUCAAGAAGCAUUCCAACUCACCAUCAGAAUACUUCGAGUACUACAGGAACGCACGUACUCACUCCAUGGGUUACUACUUAUAA